AUGCUCAACCCAUUACGUUCGCCGUCCAGCACCAACAUUCAUCCAAAUGCUCGAUGGCAACAGAAUGGUAUCACUGUGGCUGGAGGAAAUCGACAAGGCAAUGGAAUCAAUCAACUCUCUUACCCAUGGGGUUUGUAUGUUGAUGAUGAUCAAACUGUCUAUGUCGCUGAUACAUCGAAUCAUCGUAUUGUGGAAUGGAAAUGGGGUGCGACGAGUGGCCAAGUGGUUGCCGGUGGAAAUGGACAAGGAAGUGGGGCUCAUCAGUUGUCUUACCCAUAUGAUGUGAUUGUCGACAAAGAGAGAGAGAGUCUCAUCAUAUGCGAUUAUUCGAAUCGAAGAGUGGUUCGAUGGCCUCGUCGAAAUGGGACAAGUGGAGAAACAAUCAUCUCCAACAUCGAUUGUUGGGGUUUGACAAUGGACGAGAAUGGAUCUCUCUAUGUCAUUGACAUUGGAAAACAUGAAGUGAGACGAUAUCAAAGAGGAGAAUCUCAAGGAACAGUGGUUGCAGGUGGCAAUGGAAGUGGAAAUCGUCUCGAUCAACUCUCUCGCCCACAUUACGUAUUCGUCGAUCGAGAUCAUUCAGUAUACGUGUCUGAUUGGGAAAAUGAUCGUGUGAUGAAAUGGGUGGAAGGUGCAAAACAAGGCAUUGUCGUGGCUGGUGGUCAAGGACAAGGAAAUGGUCUUACACAAUUGUAUUAUCCUCAAGGAGUCGUUGUCGAUCAAUUGGGCACUGUCUAUGUGGCUGANGAAAUUAAGAUUCGACGAUCAAAUCGUUUUCAUAGAUCAGCUUUAUAUUGGUCAACUUGCAUGUUUUUCAGUAAGUAG
Molecule: messenger RNA, 825 nt
Organism: Rotaria sp. Silwood2
Lineage: Eukaryota; Metazoa; Rotifera; Eurotatoria; Philodinida; Philodinidae
Source: the annotation of a GenBank genome assembly